AGAAGCAUAGGACAUCCACCAAAAAGACUAGGAUCAGCUGCUACACUUCACUGGUAUUAUCUAAAAUGGUGGAAGAAGCACCAUGAGCUCACAGCCUAGUGGUUCCCUUUUUCUUUUUGAUCGGAAGGUGGUGCCACACCUUAGAAAGGAUGGACAUAAUUGGAGAAAGAAAAAAGAUGGAAAGACAGUUAAGGAAUGUCACGAGAGGCUGAAGGUUGGAGGUGUUGAUGUUCUGAAAUGCUACUAUGCCCAUGGAGAGGGAAAUGAAAAUUUUCAACGACGCGUUUAUUGGAUGCUUGAAGAGUGAGUCUGUGAAGUUUAAUUCCCUUUUUCUUAGUAGUCAUUUGCAUACCUUGUGUAGAAUUUAUACGAAACAAUUUCUUUUGUAGGUAAGACAAUACUCAAUGUCCAUGGGCCCUGGCUUAGUGGGAACCUUUUAUAUGCUGCUACAUAAAUUAGCAUUUCUUUU
This is a messenger RNA of Rubroshorea leprosula, 469 nucleotides long. The record is from the annotation of a GenBank genome assembly. Lineage: Eukaryota; Viridiplantae; Streptophyta; Magnoliopsida; Malvales; Dipterocarpaceae.